UGUCACUGUUUGGUUUUCUCUCACAGUCUCAUCCGAAGUCCUUUUGGUCCCCUUCUUCCUUGGUCCCUGUAGUUGAUGGUCUUUUUGCACUAUUCUUUCUGUGAGAAGCAACUGAUUACGCAUCUAAAGAAGACAGGACCUUGUGCCUGCCCGCCCAAGCCUCUUGCCAGUGUUCUUAGUGGUCAGAGACUCCGACCUUCAUCGAAAGGCUACCUACUGGCCUCUAGGAUUUCUGCCUUUUCCCAACCCACUGGUUGAGUGAACGCAGGGUGGUAUUACACCUGAGUGUGAGGACCGGUUGGUUAGCAACAAACAAGAGCCUCCUGGGGCCUCCGGCAUCGGCCUGAAGCUGGAACCAUCAGGGAAUAUGAGUGAGUUUUGGCACAAACUGGGCUGCUGCAUGGUGGAGAAGCCCCAGCCGAAGAAAAAGAGAAGACGUAUUGACCGCACCAUGAUUGGGGAGCCAAUGAAUUUUGUGCACCUGACUCACAUCGGCUCUGGGGAGAUGGGGGCUGGAGACGGACUUGCCAUGACAGGUGCAGUUCAGGAGCAGAUGAGAUCCAAGGGAAACCGUGACAGACCCUGGAGCAAUUCCAGAGCCUUGUAGCUCCUAUGGGACUGGUUCUGUAGUCUUGGAGUUCCCAAUCCGUGUCCAGGCCAGAAGAAAUGCCAUCACCAGAUCCCUUCAACCAGUGGCCCAAGGGCCUUUCUCUAUCUCUAACAAGUGCCUCAAAAGGAGUGGGGGCUGGACCCCCUCUACUCCCUCUGGCCUCUGCCCCUCCUGGAGAUGGGGGUCAAGGCAGCAGGACUGACCAAGUGACUACUGGUGGGCCAGAGGAACUCAGCUGAAGCCCUGCACACCCUCGAUCUGAGCUGGAGGUUCUCUGGGAACCUGGAAUAGGUUCCCUGCUCCUGAAUGAAGGUCGGGUGCCGCCUGUUUAAACUUCUUGCCUUUAUUCUUUGAUCGAGGCAGGCAGGUGCGGGAGCUACAGCUGAACCCCACUUUGCUAUAGUUCUCCCCGCUUCCCUGCCCUCUCUUUCCUUCUGGAAUGAGCAAUGCAGAGGUGAAGGGGCUGGGUGACCACUGCCCAGUCCACUCUGGAUUUCAGACCUUAAGAUCACAGCUCCACCACGUCUCUCUGCUGCCACCAGGGUGUUGCUCCAGUUAGGCCUCUAAUCCCAUGCUUCUGUAGUAUUAUUAAUAGCUUCCCAGAAGUAUUUUUUUAAUUAAAAUUUUAAUUUGAGUUCUUUUAAUUACCCCCA
Grammomys surdaster is the source of this 1263-nucleotide messenger RNA. It is a transcript of the gene Cdc42se1, whose product is annotated as CDC42 small effector 1. The transcript is spliced from 5 exons. Gene Ontology annotation, cellular component: plasma membrane. Lineage: Eukaryota; Metazoa; Chordata; Mammalia; Rodentia; Muridae. Gene Ontology annotation, molecular function: small GTPase binding. Bases 368 to 607 code for a protein of 79 amino acids. The record is from RefSeq and is a predicted model, not a curated record. Gene Ontology annotation, biological process: regulation of Rho protein signal transduction.